This is a messenger RNA of Kockovaella imperatae, 732 nucleotides long. RefSeq names its product uracil phosphoribosyltransferase-domain-containing protein. NCBI's taxonomy places the organism in Eukaryota, Fungi, Basidiomycota, Tremellomycetes, Tremellales, Cuniculitremaceae. The transcript is spliced from 11 exons. The coding region runs from base 45 to 695 and encodes 216 amino acids. The record is from RefSeq and is a predicted model, not a curated record.
CGGAAAGUAAGAGUGGUUCCUCUACCAUACACCUUUUGUCCAAUAUGUCCACGCCUACUAUCAGUACUCACAGACCAUCGCUUCCGGACGGAGCAAUGGUUCUACCGCCUACUUUGCAGCUCCAAGCUUUGCUCACUAUCAUCCGGGAUGAAAAGACUCAGCGUACUUCCGAUAGGAUCAUUCGGCUGCUCGUUGAAGAGGGUCUCAAUCACCUCCCUGUCGUACCGAAAACAGUGAAAACGCCCGUGGGAGCAGAUUACGAAGGAGUGUCGUUCCAGGGCAGGAUAUGCGGAGUAUCCAUCAUGCGAGCUGGUCUGAGGGAUUGUUGCCGAUCAGCGACUGAGCAGCCGCCUUAUCUACAGAUCUUGAUACAGCGGGACGAAGAGACUGUUCAGCCAAAGUUAUUUUACGCCAAACUUCCAGACGAUAUCUCAGAGCGUUAUGUCCUCUUACUCGACCCGAUGCUGGCGACCGGUGGAUCAUGUAUGAAGGCUAUCGAGGUGCUUUUAUCACACGGCGUGAAAGAGGAGAGAAUCAUCUUCCUGAACUUGAUUGCUGCGCCGGAAGGUAUACAUAACGUGUGCUCCAAGUUUCCCAAAUUGAGAUUGAUCACUGCGUGGGUGGACCAAGGAUUAGAUAACCAUUCGUACAUAAUCCCUGGGCUUGGUGACUUUGGGGAUAGAUACUUCUUAUGAAUGUAGCAUGUAUACUUCCUCAUAUGUACGGUGUGGC